This is a messenger RNA of Linum trigynum, 3060 nucleotides long. The record is from the annotation of a GenBank genome assembly. NCBI's taxonomy places the organism in Eukaryota, Viridiplantae, Streptophyta, Magnoliopsida, Malpighiales, Linaceae.
ACACUUGGUCGCAGUUUGGUGUUGUGUCGUUGCCGGGGAACCUCUAGGUUAUUGGAGAAACGUGAAAGUUUGUUACUCUAGCUUUUUCUUUACUGCAUUUUCUCUCUUCCACCUGUGUGCCUUCACGGGUUUCCUUUGCUGAUUGUGUGCAGGUAGUGCAUGACCCGUAGCCUGACGGGAGAUCUACUACCAUUAGACCAGGAGCUUGAACGAACCUGCAGGAACUUCAAGCGGGCUCUAAAGGCGCGACUGGCUACGGAGGAGGCGCUAGCACAGCUGCAAAAAGCCAAUGAAGAAGAGAUGGAUGAUCCACAGGACUAUGAUGUGGUCCUUCCCGAGGAGCAGACCAUGGGAUACUACUGGACCGCCAGGGCCGCGGACAUGAGGUCGCCCAUUCAACACCCUCAUGUGCCAGCAAAUAAUUUUGAGGUGAGCACCUCUGUCAUAACCAUGCUGCGCGGUUCGGUGGUGUUCCGUGGUAAAGAGGGGGAGUGCCCCCGAUCACACCUGAGGCGAUUCCACGAGCUCAUCGAUGGAAUCAAGAUAAAUGGGGUCCCAGCCGAUGCCAUCCAGCUGAGGUAUUUCCUAUUUACUCUGGAGGGGCAGGCCCAGGAGUGGUUAGACACUCGACCCCCAGGCUCCAUCACCACGUUUGCCAACCUAGAGGACAAGUUCCUCACCCGCUACCAUCCUCCGUCCAAGACGGCGGACCUGCUAAAGCAAAUUACCAUUUUGCUCAGGAUGAAGAUGAGACCAUCCGGGAUGCUUGGGAGAGAUACACCAGUCUCUUCCUCAAGUGUCCCAACCAUGGUUUACUGACGCCUUCAAGGUGGGAACCUUCUACAAUGCCCUCCACCCGGAGGACAAGAAGCUGAUUGAUUCGGUCUGUGGCGGGAAUUUGCUCACCAAAACACCGCCCCAGCUGAAUCAACUUUUUGAGGAGAUGGCCGAGCAGGGUUAUGAUUGGGGAACCGCAAGGAGAUCGAGACGAGCACCAGGGCGGGAUGUGCAUUCUUCUUUGCACUCCUCAGAGGUGCAUCCUCAGUCACAGUCCCACUUCUCAGCAUGAUGGCGUGCAACCCCUCCUUAUGAUUUCUGGGAUUCGGCAAGGGUUGGGGAUGACUAGAUAUCUACAUAUGUUUUACCCUUUGUUUCUUGAUAAUUUAAGCUUGCAUUAUCGCUUCUUUGGCCUAUUUUACGCUAGAUUGUGUUUCUUUGUCACAUUUCAGGUCCCAAUCGUCGAAGGAAAGGCUAGGCGCAAGUUUCAAUUCAAUCGGAUACCAAUUGGCGAUUCGGGAGAAGAAACUCAGCCAUGACCUGAAGAAGAAUGGAUUUAUACCUCAUUUAUGGACAAAUAGUCAUGCAAGCUUAUGAUAAAAAGAAAGAGGACGAGACUACGAGCGUUUGGGAUCAAACGACGACUGAUUCGGAGUCCGGACGAGGGAGAAACGAAGCAUUGAAUAUAGGGGAACAGGUUCGGCAGUAAAAACACAGGCAGACUACCCUAAAAACACGGCCGUGUUUUUUUGGCCCCGGCUAGUGUUUUUACUGCCAAGGGCGUGUUGUGAGGGAUGCUGGGGGCAAAACACGGCCGUGUCCUCGACCGGGUUUUUCCCAAAAUCGGGUUUUUGAGGCAGAUUCAAGCCAAAGGAAAGGGGGAGUUGGGUUUUGGUUCCCAAACACCCAAGGGACGAACCCUAGAGAGAGAGCGACUUGGGAACAUUCUUGGAGCUAUUUUGGAAGAUUUCUUUGCCAUUGGAGCUCGGGAAUCAAGAUUGGAAAUGGAGAUUGAAGAUCUAAAUCAGAUAUCUGCAGACUCUCUCUUCUCUAUGGAGUAACUUCCCUUCACUUAGGUUUUGAGGAACCCUAUUUCCAUGUGUUACGAUCUUUCUUGUAUGAAGUUUUGGAUGCUAUAUUGUUUGAUUAUAAUCGAUUGAGGCAUGAUUUAUUGAGUCAAUUGAAUCUUGAUCAAAUUCUCUUAAUUUAUGCUUUAACCUAUGAUAAAUAGAAUCUGAUUAGGUUAAUGAGCUCCCUUGAUUGAUAGUGGUGAAUUGGUUGUGCGAGAGUCAAUCAAUUCACUACUUUGUACUGGAAUUCAUCCCAGUAGUCGAGAUCUGAGUAAAUCGCCUUAGCAGUCUAUCCCGGUGAAGGCUAGUCGCCUGUCGGGUAUUCUGUCUAAGAGGGCUUGGUCAGCUUAAGAGAUUCCAAGCUAAUUUAGGAUCUUCCACAGUUUAAUCAACAGUAGAUCAACCAAAGGUAAUUGCAACUUGGACCUAAUUAAGGAGCUAGGGGGAAUCAUACCUAAGUGAAUUCCCAACUUGUAAUUAGUAGAGUAGUUUAGUAAAUCAUUCCUUAAUAUAGUUUGCUAGAUAAUUAACUGAAGCUGAGUAAUAGUAACUCUAGAGACCCGUGGAUUCGAUAUUUAUUACUUGUGCCACUAUACUGCAGUCCCUUUCAUUGGUUACACUUGGCCAUUGUUAGGUGUUGUGUCGUAGCGUGUCAAGUAUUUGGCGCCGUUGCCGGGGACUUUCUAUAUAAUUAGGAAAGGCAGAAGUUUAUUACCUUAGCGUUUUUUUUCCACCAUUGCUUUUCACCUGAGUGUUUUUGUUUUUGUUGGUGCAGAUGACACGACCCGAUCCUUUAGAAAACCAAACCACAACUCAAACCACAAACCGGUUACUGCGGAGCAACCCAAAACAGGUUUACAAGUCAAAACCAAAAACCAACAACCACAAUGUUUAAGAUUUUCAAGUGAAAUGCCCUAAAAACUUAGGCGACCUCAACCCAGAGCAACAAAACAUAAACACAACCCUUGAGGUUCCCCAGUAUACUCAAUAAGACAUGAAAGUAAAGACAAAUAUAAUGGGAGGUCCCAUCUUGUUACCCAGAUCCAGUUGACAUCUUCAGGUUAGUCGCGGCUGCUCUCCUCGGGUAAUCUCCUCUUGAUGGAUGCGUCCUCUUCCCCUCUAUGCACGUGGUGAGUGAGAAGGGGUCAGUCUCGUCGUUACUCCCUACGGUCUUUGCCCUAGGCAAACUCCUUACUAAACACGUUAUUAGGGG